AACAGCGGGGCCACUACGCAGCCAGACUGCGGACCGUCAGGAUUCAGGUCCAAGUUUUCGCGCCGAGCUUCGACCGCGCAACGUGCACACCACGCUGCCAGCGACACGAGGAUCGAGCCAACGUGAUCUAGAACGAGCAGUCCAAGCAGCGAUCGAUCAUCUUGGAUCACCGAUCUUGGGAUUCGUUAAAGAGUGCGUCGAGUCUGAUCGAUCCUGUUCCACGAGGGGUUCGAUCCGAGUCCACAGUGAAAAGGAUACAGGAGCGAGGAAUAGAAACCUUCCUGGACCUCAUCAGACGGGAUGUGAAAGAUAGAGGAACGACUUUGAGUGGAGGAAGUUUGUGAAAUACGCCGGUGGUAGGCGAGUGUGUGAGUUCGAAAGUGAUCAGGGAAUCAUAGCGCAGAGGUGCGUGCGCCGUUCAGUCGGCACGUGGACGCACCAAAGGAACACGUUAUAUAUAGACACAUCGCGAAUCCUGACUAUUCGUCGAUUGUUACGGUGUGGUGAAUUUAUUGAAACCGGUGACGCGUUCUAAACGCAAUGGAAUAAGUGUCCAUCGCCAGUCGUCUAACCACUACGUGCAGAAACUACUGUGCGUUGUCGCGAUCGAUUAGCCGACCCGUGGCUUCAUUAAGCCGGAUCUCUACGGACACUGCUAGCGUAGACGUUCUUCGAGUGACUUAUUUUAGACCUAGUGAACUCCGUUCAGUGAAUUAUAGCGGGCCCAGGCUUUACACGUAUGAUCGAAGACUGUCGAAAAUAUAUUAUCAGGAGAGCCACGUGCGGGAGGCACUAAACGUGGCAGGUGCUACGGACAGGUGGCUCGAGUUAAUUGCACGGCAAUAAACGUAGACAUUCUGCGAAAGAUUGAUCAACGGGCAAACUCUGAAACGUCCGUGUGUUGUGCGUGUCUAGAGUGUAUCCAAGGAAGGAGCCGCGUAUCAUUACGUUUUCUAACGACUACGCGUCGCACUGGCGAUGCAGUAAUAAAACUGACGACGACACAAGGACUCAGACUCUAACAAACUCCUAAUUAUCGCCGCGGGUAAUUGCGACACGCACGUGACUGCCGUUGUGUUCUUCGACGUGGAAUCGCGCGCGAUAAGCACGGUCGCCGCACACCGUCUGACAAAUAGAAUAAUUAAAAUCACAUUAAAGGAACGCUCGUCCGCGCACUUUGUGCUCGUUCCAUCUUUGUGUUACAUGAUCAUCUUCGAAGGGAACUGACUUACAAACCUCACAACGUUUUUCACUUAAGAAUCAUUACAAGAGGAUUGCGAUUGUUUUAGUAAAAUACAAGACGUUUGAGUUAUCAAUCGAGUUUCUGAUAAAAAAAAGAAAAAAAAAUAGUUCUAUAAUAAAAUCAAAGGUGGUACUUCUGAAGUAGUAUUCCUUCCGGGUUAGUUGGAACGAUCGACGAAUCGAGUCGACGUAUUAUCGGGCUGUGAGCUAUUAACUGUUUGCUUCUUAAUCGCUCCUAAUUACUCACAAUUACCCGGCGUAAUUAAGUAGGCUGAUGUCACCGGCGGUCGAUGUAUUUGUGAAUCGUUUGUCCGUCGACGUCGGUCCACCGUCGCCAUCCGGACUGUUAUCUGUCGUCGCUGGUCGUUGGAAAAUUACCGGAGGAUCGUGAAAAAGAAAAAGAGGAGGCGACGAAAAGGUGCUCUCGAGGAAAGUCAUCGAUCGAAUCAGAAAGCCGGAGGAAUUGCGGUCGAAUCCGUUGGUGUUCCAGUCGAGGGAAGUUUUAUUCAGAGGCGAUAAAAUUUGUCAGACUGGGGAAGCGCGGCAAGAAGAUUUUCAGUUCGUUCGAGCAGGUGGUAUCGGGGUGAAUAAAUAGAACCAAGCAGUCGAGAGAAUCUACGUCAGGACGACGUCCCACGUACAACAAUCACAGGUCGUCUCAGAUUACGAGUCCCCGGGAUGCAAGGCUGACAUGGCAGAGGGUUCGGCCGAGGAGGAACAGAGCAGUACCGCUGCGCCCGCUUCCCCGCCAGCUGAUCUUCGCACUCUGAACACCCAAUUGUCGCCGCCUUAUCACCACCAGUCCCAUCUCCAACCUCGUCUUCAGCAUCUGCAGCAUCCCAACAUGUUGGCGACCGCCGUGCCGCCCAGGCACAGCCACAGUAUGCUGUCUCAUCAGGUGAAAACGGAAGCCGAGUUGGACGCGCCCUGCGACGUGCCAUUGAAUCUGAAGAGCGAGCGUUGGUGGGCGGAUUUACGAGCACGACCGGCGUCGGCAUCAUCCACCGACAGCGACAGGAGUAGCGUUGGCAGCCCUGAACCGGUGGCGGCCGCGACCGGCUCGCUCCAUGAGCAUCAGAUGAUGAUGGAUGAGAUGAAGAACUCGCGGAAGAAUAGUCCGUCACCUGAAAAUUUGCAUCAGGCGAAGCGUGCGGCCGUGGCGCAAGCGCAUCUUAAUGGGACGAUGGCAGGUAUGGUGACCCUACAGAAUCUUCAGAACCUAGCGAAUCUACAAAACCUACCGCAAGUCGCGUCGCUAGCUGCGGGUCUCCAGGGAAUGACAGCGGGAUUGACUAACAAUCAGCUCAUCAACACGCCCCUGAAUCUCACUGUCAGCUCCUCCGGUGGCACAGUACCAACAGCCUCGAACACGACAGCUGCCCCUCAUCUUCUGCCGCCGAGUUCGACGCCAAUGGCGACAUUACCUCAGCUAUUAUCUCAGCCGCAACCGGUCGCGAUGCCUCAAUUCAUCCUAACGUCCGGUCAAUUGGUUCAAGGCAUUCAAGGGGCUCAGCUUCUUAUCCCUACAUCGCAAGGAAUCGCUACACAAACUAUUCUCACUAUACCUGUCAGCCACGUCACGAAUAAUCAGAUGGUGAACUUGGCACUCAGCAACGGCCAGGUCGUGUCUACUACCCUGGCGAAUCUUCAAUCCAUCGCUCAGCCACAGAAUAUGCUGAACACGCCGACCAGCAACGGUGAAUUUACAGUUCCAACAAGUCCCAGCUUAGCAUCAGGAUUAGGGUUAAGUCCCGCUGCCUUGCCUCACCUUCUAAGCAACAGUUCGGCCAGCCAGCAACUUCUGAGCGCGAUGCAGCCUCAGCAACUACUUCAGGCCGCGCAGGCGGCUCAGGCACAGGCUGCACAGGCGGUCCAGGUCGCUCAGGCUUCUCAACAACCGCUUCUAACAACAUCUCCUCAACACCACGGUCAUCGACACAGCUCCCACAUAAAUCAUUAUACGCCGACGGAGAAGCAUCAUAGAGAGAGACCCGAGCAAUCGUCGCCUUUGAACGAGUCUGUGGUAUCCGCAGCCUCGGCUCUGAACAGACUGGCGGCUAGCAAUGGGGAAAUUACGAUCACGACCACGCACGGACCCAGCGGAGCCGGAGUGAAGCCCUCACCGAGCAGCAUGCACAACGCCAAAAAAGAAGAGGAGGAUCUCAAUGAUUCACCUAAUCAGCCGACGAUCAACGAAGCCACGAACAACGUAGUCGAUGGCAUCAAUCUGGACGAGAUCAAGGAGUUCGCAAAGGUGUUCAAGUUUCGCAGAUUGUCGCUGGGUCUGACGCAGACCCAGGUAGGACAGGCCCUGAGUGUGACAGAGGGGCCAGCUUACAGCCAAAGUGCCAUAUGCAGUGCCCUGGCUACCCAGAUGUACGCUGCCUCGCAGAUUGCCUCUCAGCAGCAAGCUACAUUCGAAAAGUUGGACAUUACGCCAAAGAGCGCGCAGAAGAUAAAACCGGUCCUUGAAAGGUGGAUGAAAGAGGCUGAAGAGAGGCACAAGAGCGGGCUACAUCAGCUGACAGAUUUCAUCGGCGUGGAAACGAACAAGAAACGAAAGCGACGAACUUCGUUCACUCCACAGGCUUUGGAACUGCUGAACGCUCACUUCGAUAGAAAUACUCAUCCUAAUGGCAACGAAAUUACGAACUUGGCGCAACGCCUCGGAUACGACAGAGAAGUGAUCAGGAUUUGGUUCUGUAACAAGAGGCAAUCCCUAAAGAACGCGGUGAGACUGAUGUCGAAGGACGUUGUGUAAAAGUGCUAGGAUAAGAUUGGUCGCGAACGGAACCAGUGAACAAGAAUAAUUAAAAAAGAAAUGAAGAAGCUUUAAGGACUCGAAUUUUACGUUGCACGGAUUAAUUCCACGAGAUUCGAAUCGCGUUUACGUUCAUCGGUCGCUUUGCAUCAACCCAAGGAUGGAUCGAUGAGAUUUUGCGCGUGAAUUGGGGAUUUCGACAACGGAGAUCACAGAAGAAUGGAAAAAAGGGUUCACCGAAUCUCGCGUUAAUAAUAUAAUUCCGACAAAUCUGCGCGCCCGAAGGAAUCGCUUUAAAAAGUCAUGUUUCUCGGCGACAACCGGUGAAUCAUGAAGUUUUAAAGGCGCGCUCUCGACGAUCGAUGUAAAGAUCAUUGUGAUUGCAGGCGUAUACGAGACCUAUAUGUAAAUAGUUUUAAACCUACGAUUAAUGUGAUGUACAGGAGUCGAGCGUUUAACGUUGAUAAUUGCCUUAACCGCCAUCGUCUUAUCCGAUAAAUGUUAAACGAAGAAAGAAGGAAAUGAAAUCGAUAAAAAAUUGUAAGAUUUCAUUACAGAUGAAAAGAAUGCAGUUUUAUUAUCGAUAGUCGAUAAAGAAACGGCUGAUGGUAAUAUACAUACUGAUAAAUGGUACACAAAAUGUUAUCGAUUGAUGGUAAAACAUAAAAUUGACACCUCGUAAGUUUCUAGAAAUAUAAUAGAAGAAAAUUCUUGAUAAAUAUUCGGUUAUAGAACUCGUGUACCAUUUGUCACGGGGCAGAACGCGAUAAGACGUAAAUCAAACAACAAUUAUCAAGUCGCGUCUCGGCUCGUGAAACUAGGAUAAGUAAAUUCCAUUAAGUAAUCGCACAGAUAACGCUAGUUCGUGAAACGAUCGAGAAGCUUCCAGCUACUAAGAAUCGUCUGUCAUUAAGAAACCAACAGACGAAGCACAAAACGAGGAUCGUGCAGAAGAUAUGAUCGAAAUCUUCUAAAUCGUUCCAAAAGAUAGAAUGAUAUUUUCUGUACGAAAUCCCAUCGAGAACCACGAGACCGAGGAACAAACCAGUGUGUUCGGUCCUCUUGCACACAGGAAGGAACAUAGUUGAAGCAACGAGAACAGCAACAGUAACAGGAUACCAAUAAUAACAAACAGCCAACAACAGUACCGUCACAUUCACAUGCCAUACACAGCGGGAUACAAUUCAGUUUGACCACACAGGAAAUAGCAACGGAAAAGUUUUGACAGUACCGCCGCUAUCGUUUAUGACGAUCCAUCAUCCAACUCUUUUUAUUUUCAUUCUUACCGGUAAAACAACCACUCGUUUACAGGCUUCGUUAGGGAAGAAAAAAUGAUAAAAAAUGUUUCAACCAUAUUGUUCUCUGGGUGUGCUCGUCUGUAAAUUAUACUCGUGUAUUUAGGCAAAAAAAAAAGAAAA
Molecule: messenger RNA, 5421 nt
Organism: Bombus huntii
Lineage: Eukaryota; Metazoa; Arthropoda; Insecta; Hymenoptera; Apidae
Gene: pdm3
Product: POU domain, class 6, transcription factor 1
Exons: 14
Coding region: 1934-4003 (689 amino acids)
Biological process (GO): regulation of transcription by RNA polymerase II
Molecular function (GO): RNA polymerase II cis-regulatory region sequence-specific DNA binding; DNA-binding transcription factor activity, RNA polymerase II-specific
Source: RefSeq, a predicted model, not a curated record